Aspergillus costaricaensis CBS 115574 is the source of this 799-nucleotide messenger RNA. RefSeq lists its product as uncharacterized. The transcript has a single exon. The annotation marks the transcript as partial. NCBI's taxonomy places the organism in Eukaryota, Fungi, Ascomycota, Eurotiomycetes, Eurotiales, Aspergillaceae. The record is from RefSeq and is a predicted model, not a curated record.
CUUUUCUGUCUGACUGGCUGAUCCCGGUCCAGGAAAAAGCAUUGACAACUUAUUUAUCGGGGCGAGUGUCUUUUCUUGUCUUGUCUUUCUUGGUGUUGUUCAUUUCCGAAUGAUAAUCUCAUCCACUUUCACUCUCACAUCCACUUCUGUCUGGCUUUGAUCAAGACAAGCUUCUCACCUGUUUAUCAUUUUUUGCUUGGUCUUACACCACACACAUACACACGCCUGAUUAUUAUUAUUAUUAUCACAAUUAUCAUUACCCCAAACUCCGAAAUAUCCUCCAAUCCAAUAAAGCAUAAUACAAAAUGGUAGCCAUCACCGCCCGCGACCGACCCAAAACCGACUACGAGCGAUGGCUGGAACUCCAAGGCAACUCCGACGACAACGCAGCUGGCAGCGAUGAAAAGAAAUACCAUCCUCCUGGCCCUCUACCUGUUCCAGAACAUGGUGGUCAAGAUGCACAUGCAAAAGCAGACGAUAAUAAGCAUAAAUACACCCCUCACGGCACAUUUCUCCAUCAUGGGUAUCAUCAUGAACGGCCGGGAGCGUCAGCCGACAACGCUAACAUCAACGCCAACAAUCAUCCACAUCAUGCACUACUACCACAUCAUCGCUUGGAUAGGUCGUUUCCUGGAGAGUAUGGAAGUGUUGCGAUGAAGUUGGCGCUGCUGGUACUGGUGGUAUUGGUGAUACUGCGUGCGGUGCGGUUUGUUCGAGGCCGACGACAUCAGCCUAUUCGGUUACAGAGUCCGAGGACGGUGCAGGGUGGGUUUGGAGGGAGGGAGGAUGGGGGGAAGAG